AUGCCACAGACGUGCGAGAUGACGCCGCUGGUGCUGGAGGGAGCCACGCGCCUGCGCCGUCGCUCGCUCGCUCUCCGGCCGAACAUCGCGCAAUUCUUACUAUUUACAGUCGUGGGCCUCACGCUCUUGUUCGCGCUGGUCGUGCACGAGACGUGGCCGGUAUCAAGUGUGACGAGCCUCAAGGGCACGAUCAAGUUUGACGAGACGUUCUGCAGCCUCCCGACGCACGAGACGGGGUACAUAAAACUGCCGAAUCGAGCGGCCGACCACUAUUUCUAUUGGUUCGUCGAGUCGCAGACGGCCCCCGCAACGGACCCACUGGUGUUGUGGCUCACAGGCGGACCUGGUUGCUCCAGUUUGACGGCUCUUCUGACGGAAAACGGGCCCUGCUACGUCCACUCGGACCGGUCGAUGAAACCCAACCCCUACGCCUGGACCAAUCACGCCAAUGUGAUUUGGCUCGACCAGCCAACAGGGGUCGGGUUCUCGUACGGCUCCGACCAGAUCACGGACGUCGAAGACGACGUAGCGGCAAACAUCUACUGGUUCAUACAGGUGUUUCUUGAGAAACACCCCGAGUUGAAAGACCGGGCGUUUUUUGUCACGGGUGAGAGCUACGGUGGACACUUUGUGCCUGCAGCGGCUCGCUACAUACUAAAAGCCAACGCGCUCCGGCACGUGCAUCCGGGCGCGAGUCAUAUCAAUGUAGCAGGUGUUGCCAUUGGCAACGGACUGACGGACCCGGCCGUGCAAUACCAGCACAGUGUGGACAUGGCCGUGAACUCGUACAAUGUGACGCUGCUGACCGAAAGAGCGAUUGAAGACAUGCGCAAAGCGCAGCCAGUGUGCCACGAGCUCAUUUUAAAGUGCCAAAAGGACCGUGAAAUGUGUGCUGAGGCCUCGGAGUUUUGCUUUGCGACGCUGGAACAGCCGUACUACCAGUCCGGACGGAACCCCUACGAUAUUCGCAAGCCGUGCGUUGCAGAGGAUGUGAUGACGUGUGUUGAUUUCGAGCACAUUGAAGAGUACUUGAACUCCCCUCACGUGCUGGCAGAGCUGGGUGUCGACGUACAAAAGUCGAAACCCUGGCGCGAGUGCGAUGCGACGGUUAAUGCUAGGUUUGCGCUUGGUGAAAUGCUGUCUUCAGCUGACGACGUAAAACUGCUUCUCGAUGCAGGCGUAAGAGUCUUGCUUUACGCUGGAGAUGCUGAUCUCAUGUGCAACUGGGUGGGCAAUCAAGCGUGGGUGAUGGCGCUCGACUGGAGCGGAAAAGCGGCCUUUAACAAUGCUGCAAACCGCCAGUUCGGCACAUCGGAGGUCCCGGACGCAGGACGUGUUCGUUCGUUUGAGAACUUGACGUUCAUUCGUGUCUUCAACUCGGGCCACAUGGUACCAAUGGACCAACCUGCCGUUUCGUAUCACAUGAUUAACAAGUUUUUCCAUCAUGAAAACUUUUAA
Messenger RNA from Hyaloperonospora brassicae, 1458 nucleotides. The record is from the annotation of a GenBank genome assembly. Lineage: Eukaryota; Oomycota; Peronosporomycetes; Peronosporales; Peronosporaceae.